AUGUAUGAUCAUAUCGGUCCGCUACUGCGCUAUGCGCCUGAUCUGGUAGUCGCUUUUUGGAUAAACGGCACGACCAAUGCAGAACUGUACAAAAUUCGAUUUCUUUUUUUGCCUGAAAUGGAGGUGGAAGAGUGCGGUGCCCCUGUAGCUCAUACGUCAGUGGAAGCAGUGGCAAGAAACAAGUCGACAUUAUCAAUGAGCGCCAAGCGAUUGCGUCAGCGUUUCCACUUUCCUCAAAGUCAGCGACUCAACAGCGAAGGUAGCGAGAGUUCAUCACAAGCGAUUACUCCACCAGAACCAGCUCGUUCAUUUACAUUUACUGAGCAGCGAAACAAAGGCAAAGCAGCAGACAACUUUUCUGAGCAGCUUCUCGAGGCCAUGCAUAAUGGCGAUGUGUUUGCAAUGGAAAGUAUUAUUGGCAAGCGUAUGUCGGAUAAACAGUUUAAUCGAUCUGCUACUGGUGCUGGAUUUGCAAAUAAACGGGUGAUUCCUCUGAUAAAUCAUACACCAUUGGAACUGGCCGUCCGAAAUCAGUGUCCGGAAAUGAUUUUUCUUUUGAAAUCGUGUGGUGCCGAUGUCAAUAUUGUGGAUCGUCAAGGAAAUUCCAUUCUGAUGCUUGCACUGCGAGAAAAUCCGUUGAACUGGAAUUGCAUAUUGGCUCUUUUAUCGUCCGGAGCCCAGUAG
This is a messenger RNA of Gongylonema pulchrum, 684 nucleotides long. Lineage: Eukaryota; Metazoa; Nematoda; Chromadorea; Rhabditida; Gongylonematidae. The record is from the annotation of a GenBank genome assembly.